This is a messenger RNA of Penicillium crustosum, 3519 nucleotides long. RefSeq names its product histone methyltransferase SET1 (gene set1). Gene Ontology annotation, molecular function: histone H3K4 methyltransferase activity; nucleic acid binding; protein binding. Bases 1 to 3519 code for a protein of 1172 amino acids. The record is from RefSeq and is a predicted model, not a curated record. Gene Ontology annotation, cellular component: Set1C/COMPASS complex. The transcript is spliced from 4 exons. Lineage: Eukaryota; Fungi; Ascomycota; Eurotiomycetes; Eurotiales; Aspergillaceae.
AUGUCACGCGCCUCGGCUGGCUUUGCAGACUUUUUCCCCACCGCCCCAUCAGUCCUUCAGCAGAAGCGCUUCAAGACAGCGCAGGAAAGACGGAAAUUACAUGUCGAGGGUGAUCAAAUUUCUGAAAGGACCCCGGAUUGUCCAGUACGAGGGGGAGCUCGCACUCCAUCGGUCCCCAACGAGCUUGAAUUGACCAUUCCCGCUAAGGCGAAAAGCGUGGAGGAUCGGAAUGGGCUACCUCCACCACCCACGGCAAUUCCCAUCUCAUCACACAUCGAUACACUGACACCGCUCACCAAUGCGGAGUCAUCACCCCCUUGCAAAUUAACUAGUCCCUCACAGUCAAAGAUCGCAGGCGGAGGUUCUCCGGGUACUUCUUCCAGGCCGAAUCCCGAUAUCACCAAAUCUUCCAUCACUCCAAUCCACACCCCUCCGACCCCUCAGUCGCAAACCCGACACCUCGAGCUUCGUGUGAGAGGCUGCAAGGUUGUGUACGACCCCGAUUUGGACAAGCGGACCUCGUCAAAAGAAAAGCGGAAAAAGCCCGAGUAUGUGGAGAUCGUGAAUAAUGGUCAAGCAGAUGCACCACCCGAUCCGCGUCGUGCGAUUGCCAAUUAUACCCCCAUGGUCAUACGACGUGGCAACGAGCAUUGGCCCCGGCCCCCAAUACAAGUUGUGGUGACGGGAUUUGACCCUUUGACCCCGAUCGCCCCGAUCAGCGCGCUUUUCGCAAGCUUUGGAGAUGUGGCCGAAAUCAAAAACCGCACAGACCCUAUCACCGGCCGGUUUCUGGGGAUCUGUUCGAUCAAAUACAAAGAUAGCACUUCAGUCCGGGGAAAUGGCCCGGCGUCAGCAUCUAGCGCAGCCCGGCGUGCAUACUUCGAAUGCAAAAAAGAACAACGGAUUGGCACACGCAGGAUUAGGGUCGAGCUGGACCGCGACAGCAUUGUCUCAGAUCGAAUGGCUGCGAAAGCAGUCGAGUCCCAGCGACUGGCUUCCAAGAAUACCCUCCCGCCCGCAAGCGAACCGAGACCGGAUCUCCAGAUCAAGAAAAGCGAACCACCACCGACUGCGCCAAAGGGUCCCUCGGGCAGGUCAUCCCUACGGCCGGGGGUCGUUAUUCCAGAAGGUCCUAGGGCCGGUCUUCGGUCGCCUGUUGUACAAUCAUUGGUCGAAGAAACUCCCAUCUUGAGUCAGAUUAAACGCGAUCCAUACAUUUUCAUUGCGCAUUGUUACGUCCCGGUCCUCAGCACAACAGUUCCGCACUUGAGGAAGAGACUAAGGCUCUUUUCGUACAAGCAUAUUCGUUGCGACAAAACUGGCUACUAUAUCAUCUUCGAGAACUCACGCCGGGGUGAGGAGGAAACUGAACGCUGCUACCGACUAUGCCACAUGCAACCCUUGUUCACCUAUAUCAUGAAUAUGGAGAGCCAGCCCUACGGGAACCCAAAUUACGAACGAAGCCCCAGCCCCGAACGUCUUCGCGCCGAACAACGAAACAAGGCCGAAAAGGAUCGGACAAGGAAAGAGGCCGAGUUGGAUGUCGAAGAAGAGAAAAAGCAGCGUGCGCUUGAUUUAGAUCCAUGCCGAGAGGUAUUGUCUAUCAUCAUUCGCGACCUGAGGGACAAGCUUCUCGAGGACGUGAAGUCACGCAUAGCUGCUCCAGCUCUCUACGACUAUUUGGAACCGAGUAAACAUGCGUCUAAGAGGGAAAAACUGGGUAUUUCGGACCCCGAAGGUACAAAACGAUCUGUUUUCCAAAUCGACAGCACCCCUGGCUCUCGAGGUGAAAUGUCUGCCGGCCGAGACCCCCUCAGAUCAUCAAGUCUGAACGUCCUUGCUCUUCCUCGUAUCCGAAAAGCCCAUGGUCUUGACCAUGCGGGUGCUGCCUUCCUAGAUGAACGGCGCAGGCAACCAUUACGAAAGAAAGAAGUCCGGCCCUUGUAUCAUCGCUUACAGCAGUUGCACGACGAUGAAGAUUCGGACGACGAGCAGCGCACCCCUGCUACUAGGGAUGCCGAUGAGCGAGAGAGCCGACCCCCUAGUCGCGCAAGUUCAACGACAUCGGAGUUUGAACGCGAUGGAGGAUACCAGUCAGACGACAUGGGAUCGUCUCAAGAGGCCGAAGAACGCAGUGCUGAAGAUGUGGACGAUUUGGAUGCCACAAAUCAAAUCAGCGAUCUCUCUCAUGAACUUCAGGUGUCUCCGAUGUCAAGCAAGAGAAAGCGACUGACCGAAGAUGAAGAAGAAGCACGAAAGCGGCAGCGACAGGAGGAUGAGCUAUUUGGCAUUGACUCGGAAACCGCCGGACUUGAGGAUGGGACUAAAGACCUGGAAACACCGGCGGCCAUUGGCGAUGAUCUCGCAGAGGAUGACGACAAAUUACCAACGCACGAUCAACCCGCAGACCAGCUCACUGAGCUUGUCUCUCACAAACAUCCCGAUGGUGAUGAUCUUUCCAUCAGCGAAACGUGGGAAGCCGAACCUAUUGAUGAGCCGAAAACGGAGAUUGAAUGGGGCGUUUCCAAGGAUAUGCCCCGGGCUACGGUGGAAGACGAUGAAACUAUGGUGCUUGAUUUGGAUGGUUGGCAACACCUGGUCAAGGAUGAUGAGGAUCUGCGAUUUUUGCGAGAAAUCCUACUGGAUCAGUCAGAAUCGAUUAUUCAAAAUCUUGCUGCAUGGGGUUGGAAACAGAAGGAGAUCAAAGCUCUCAAUGGUCUCGAAACUGGCACAACCCAGAAUGCCAUCAGUAUUCCUGGCUAUUAUGUGCCGAAUACCACAGGAGCUGCGCGGACGGAAGGUCGCAAAAGGAUUCUUGAGGCAGAAAAGUCCAAAUAUCUGCCCCAUCGGAUCAAGGUUCAGAAGGCUCGUGAGGAGCGUGAAGCGAAUGCAAAGGCAGAUCCACAAGCAGCAGCAGCGGAAGCUGCCAGGAUUGCCGCCGCUAAAACAAUAUCAAAAUCGACAUCCCGGUCAACGCGAGUCAACAACCGCCGGCUCAUUGCAGACAUCAAUGCGCAAAAGCAAGCCCUUCCCACUGCAAACGGCGAAGGAGAUGUUCUUCGAUUUAAUCAGCUUAAGAAGCGCAAGAAGCCUGUGCGCUUCGCUCGCUCUGCCAUUCAUAAUUGGGGCUUGUAUGCUGAGGAAAACAUCACUGCAAAUGACAUGAUCAUCGAGUAUGUCGGAGAGAAAGUGCGUCAGCAAGUUGCCGAUAUGAGAGAAAGACGAUACCUGAAGAGCGGAAUCGGCAGCAGUUAUCUCUUCCGAAUUGACGAGAACACCGUCAUCGAUGCCACAAAGAGAGGAGGAAUUGCGCGAUUUAUCAAUCACAGCUGUACACCCAACUGCACUGCUAAGAUCAUCAAGGUCGAUGGCAGCAAACGGAUUGUGAUUUAUGCGCUCAGGGAUAUCGAAAGAGAUGAGGAGCUUACAUACGACUACAAAUUCGAAAGAGAGUGGGACAGCGACGAUCGAAUCCCCUGUCUCUGUGGCUCAACGGGCUGCAAGGGAUUCCUUAAUUAA